AUGGCGAGUUCAUUCCGCGGCUUGGUUCAGGAGUACCUUGCUGGGCACGCAUCUAACGUGCGGAUUGGAAAGGAAAUAUCAGGAAGCGAGGCAAGCAAAAAGCAACAUGGACGCGUUAGGCAGAAUCCAGAGAUUGUCGGUGAAGCGAGGGAAGGUUGGAAGUAA
This is a messenger RNA of Paracoccidioides brasiliensis Pb18, 165 nucleotides long. RefSeq lists its product as uncharacterized. The transcript has 2 exons. The record is from RefSeq and is a predicted model, not a curated record. The coding region runs from base 1 to 165 and encodes 54 amino acids.